AUGUCGCGCGAGCUCGGCGCGCCUCGACGUCGGAGCGACCGCGGCGACCGCGCGCUGGUCGCUCGCGCGCCGGACCCGCCCGCUCCCGCGGACGCUCGGCGCGAUGACGCCGCUCGUUCGGGCCGGCCAGGGGGUGCGGGCGCGUCGACGUCUGCUGCUGCGUCGGGUGACGCGCCCAUGGCGGCCUUCUCCGCGGGUCGUCUGGUGGGACUCGACGGGCUCCUCUCGCUCUCAUGGGCGCUCGACGCGCUGCCGCACAAGGUGAAGGCCCGCAAGGAGAUCCAGGCGUGGCCCCUGAAGGUCAAGCUCGGCGCCGAGUACGACCUGGUCGCCAAGAAGUUCCAAGGCCACGCGGACUGCCACGACAGCCUCCUGGGCGGCGAGCUCUCCUUCGACAUCCUGCACAGCAACGUCGAGUACACCAAACGCUUCGACCUCGGCGAGGUGUCGUCCAUCGGCGUUCGCGCGAGGUGCGACCUCAGCAACCUGGGUUCCCCCGGGCGACGCGCGGACAGGGGGUGGGACGCGUCGCUCGGGUUCACGAUCGAGCCGAAGCGAACGCACGGGCCCCUCGGGGCGAACACGCGCGUGAGCAACACGCGAGGCAGCGGCUACGACAUCGUCACCGAGGUGCCCGUGUCGCAGCUGGUGUCGGCGGAGGUGUGCGGGCACCUGACGCUGCCGCUGCCGCGCGCGGAGUUUCACGCGCGCACGGGCGGCGGGGGCAGGCUGACGGUCGGCGAGGGCGGGCUGGGGAUGCACGUCGCGCAGAUCAACGCGGUGAUCGACCUCUGA
Micromonas commoda is the source of this 795-nucleotide messenger RNA. RefSeq lists its product with no specific name. The transcript has 2 exons. The coding region runs from base 1 to 795 and encodes 264 amino acids. NCBI's taxonomy places the organism in Eukaryota, Viridiplantae, Chlorophyta, Mamiellophyceae, Mamiellales, Mamiellaceae. The record is from RefSeq and is a predicted model, not a curated record.